AUGGCUGAUCGGAAAACUGAAAAUCCUCAUGCAAUAUUCAUACCAUUUCCUCUCCAAGGCCACCUGAUCCCUUCCGUUCAUCUUGCCGUCAAGCUAGCAUCAAAGGGAUUCACCAUCACCUUCGUCAACACUGAAUCAAUCCACCAUAGCAUCAUUAAAUCCUCGUCACAAUCCGCCAUCAACGGUACCCACCACCACCACGACGGUGAUCUUUUUGCUGAGGCACGGAAAUCCGGUCUGGAUAUAAGGUAUGCCAUCGUAAGCGACGGUCUUCCGCUUGGGUUUGAUCGGUCCCUGAACCAUGACCAAUACAUGGAGUGUCUUCUCCAUGUAUUUUCGGCUCAUGUGGAUGAGUUUGUAGGGAACUUAGUGAAAGGUGACAUGUCGAUCAACUGUUUGAUCGCCGAUAGCUUCCAUGUGUGGCCAUUGAUGAUCUCAAAGAAGUAUAAUUUGGUCAAUAUUUCAUUCUGGACAGAACCUGCUUUGGUUUUGAAUUUGUAUUAUCACAUGGAUUUGCUCAAGAAAAACGGACACUAUGAUCCACUUGAUAAGCAUGAAGAUGUCAUAGAUUACAUACCUGGGGUCGAUUCAAUCAAACCAAGAGACAUGAUGUCGUAUCUCCAAGCAACUAAUACAAACACUGUGUCACAUCGCAUCAUACACAAGGCAUUGUUUGAGGAUGCAAGGAGCGCUGAUUUCAUGAUAUGUAACACAAUACACGAGCUUGAAUGUCACACAAUUUCGACACUGAAUCAAAUGCAACCCUUUUAUGCGAUUGGUCCUAUUUUCCCUAACAAGUUCACUCAAAAACUUGUGUCCACAAACUUAUGGUAUGAGUUAGAUUGCACCCGUUGGCUUAAUAAUAGACCUCUUAGAUCGGUGUUGUAUGUCUCCUUUGGUAGCUAUGCUCACAUUAGCAAACAUGAUCUCGCGGAGAUAGCACAUGGGCUCUUACAAAGUGGGGUUAGUUUUGUUUGGGCACUUCGGCCUGAUAUUGUGAGUUCUAAUGACACUAAUGCUUUGCCUCUUGGAUUUGAAGACAAAAUUAAAGAUCAAGGGUUGAUUGUGCCUUGGUGUGAUCAAAAAAGUGUUCUUUCACAUCCAUCGAUAGGAGGGUUUGUGACAUACUGUGGAUGGAAUUCGGUUUUGGAAAGUAUAUGGUGUGGGGUACCUUUGAUUUGUUUUCCUCUUCUAACCGAUCAGUUCACAAAUAGAAAAUUAGUAGUUGAUGAUUGGAAAAUUGGGAUUAAUUUAUGUGAAGGGAAUUUGGUUGAAAAAGAGGAUGUGACAAAGAAAGUCAUAGGUUUGAUGAUUGGAGAGAAGUCAAGUGAACUGAGGAACCAGAUCAAGAAGGUUAAAACAACACUCCAAGAUGCUUUGGCAUUAGGUGGAUCGUCUCAAAGAAAUUUCGAUCAAUUUAUUAGUGAAGUUAGAAUAAAAACUAAUAAUAUGAAAUGA
This is a messenger RNA of Lactuca saligna, 1458 nucleotides long. The record is from the annotation of a GenBank genome assembly. NCBI's taxonomy places the organism in Eukaryota, Viridiplantae, Streptophyta, Magnoliopsida, Asterales, Asteraceae.